UUGUGUCAAAAUAUUUAAAUAUUUUAACUUUUCCAAUAUGGCUGGUAAUGAGGCUGCAAUGACGCCACUCAGAUUGAUUGAUAUGGAAACGAAUAAGGUAUUAUGGAAAAAUGAGAACCCUUCAUCUACUUUAUAUUGUAGGCCGAUCAAGUUUUUAUUUAAAAAGGAAAAUGCUGAUUUAGUGCGGAAUACGGAAAAGGAAAUAAUAACAAAAAUUGAAAAUUUGAUUCCUAUUGAGAUUAAAACAAAAGAAGGGCACUCUUAUAUAAUUGAAGUUGAUAUGAUGUUAACAAUGUUGGACGGCAGUGUUGGGAACGUUCUAUCAGAGACAAAUUCAUCUAUGAAGUGCACCAUUUGCGGAGCCACACCCAAUUAA
This is a messenger RNA of Acanthoscelides obtectus, 376 nucleotides long. The record is from the annotation of a GenBank genome assembly. Lineage: Eukaryota; Metazoa; Arthropoda; Insecta; Coleoptera; Chrysomelidae.